Harpia harpyja (harpy eagle) is the source of this 5594-nucleotide messenger RNA. It is a transcript of the gene SH3PXD2B, whose product is annotated as SH3 and PX domains 2B. The record is from RefSeq and is a predicted model, not a curated record. Lineage: Eukaryota; Metazoa; Chordata; Aves; Accipitriformes; Accipitridae. The transcript is spliced from 15 exons. Gene Ontology annotation, biological process: superoxide anion generation. Gene Ontology annotation, molecular function: protein binding; superoxide-generating NADPH oxidase activator activity; phosphatidylinositol binding. Bases 118 to 2919 code for a protein of 933 amino acids. Gene Ontology annotation, cellular component: cytoplasm.
UGGGCUCGGCGCGGCGCUGCAGGCUCCGGUCCCGGCUGCGUGCGCCAGUGCCUCCCCCAGCGCCGCCGCUCCCCGCUUCGCCGCUGGCGCCGGGCUGCGAGGGGCAGAGGCAGAGGCAUGCCCAGGCGGAGCAUCGCGGAGGUGAAGGUGCUGGACGUGCAGAAGCGACGCAUCCCCAACAAGCACUAUGUGUACAUUAUCAAAGUCACCUGGUCCAAUGGGUCCACAGAAGUCAUAUACCGACGGUACAGCAAGUUCUUUGACCUGCAGAUGCAAAUGCUGGACAAGUUUCCGAUGGAAGGAGGGCAGAAGGACCCCAAGCAAAGGAUCAUCCCCUUUCUGCCAGGAAAGAUCCUCUUCCGCCGGAGUCACAUCCGCGAUGUUGCAGUCAAGCGCCUGAUACCUAUCGAUGAAUACUGCAAGGCUCUGAUCCAGCUGCCUCCCUACAUCUCCCAGUGCGAGGAGGUUCUCCAGUUCUUUGAGACACGACCUGAUGACUUGACGCCCCCCAAAGAGGAGCCCAUUGGAAAGAAGAGGUCUGGGUUUAUCCAGAGAACGGCCUCUUUUCUGCAGAGAGGAGCUGACUCUGCGUCGGUCGACCCCUUGGUGCUGGAGCAGUAUGUCGUGGUGGCGGACUACCAGAAGCAGGAGAGCUCCGAGAUCAGCUUGUGCGUGGGCCAGUUGGUGGAUAUCAUUGAGAAGAACGAAUCAGGCUGGUGGUUUGUGAGCACGUCAGAGGAGCAAGGCUGGGUGCCGGCAACCUGCCUGGAAGCCCAGGAUGGUGUCCAGGAUGAGUUCUCAAUGCAGCCUGAUGAAGUCCCGUGGAGAUACUGGUCUCUGCCCAGGCACGUUGGCCGCCGUCGGACUCUUGGGGACUUGUACACCUGUGGAUGGGGUCAAGAGGAGAAGUACACUGUUAUUUACCCAUACACGGCAAGAGACCAGGAUGAAAUGAACCUGGACAAAGGGGCUGUGGUGGAGGUGAUCCAGAAGAACCUGGAGGGCUGGUGGAAAAUCAGGUACCAGGGCCAAGAAGGCUGGGCCCCCGCCUCCUACCUCAAAAAGGGAAAUGGAGACAUGUUCUCACAGAAGCUGGCGUCAGGCUCCUCCGCUCAUUCGUGUGCCUUGGAUCUGGAUGGCAUCUCCCGGCAGCAGGUCGCGGCGAGCCGAGAGAAGGAUGGGCUUGCUGGCCAAAGGGACGGGAGAUUCGACAGCCGUCCCCUGCCCAAUGCUGACAUCCGACGCAAAUCACCAAAGAUGAGGCAGAGACCCCCUCCUCGCCGAGAUCUCACCAUACCACGUGGUUUGAACCUGCCUAAACCUCCUGUCCCUCCUCAAGUGGAAGAGGAAUAUUACACCAUCGCUGACUUCCAGACCACCAUCCCUGAUGGCAUCAGCUUCCAGGCAGGAAUGAAAGUAGAGGUUAUUGAGAAGAACCUGAGCGGCUGGUGGUACAUUCAGAUUGACGAGAAGGAAGGCUGGGCCCCCGCCACAUUCAUCGAUAAGUACAAGAAAACCAGCAAUGCAUCCAGGCCGAAUUUCCUGGCUCCGCUACCCAACGAGAUGGCCCAGCUCCGGCUUGGCGACGCCGCGGCCGACGGCAGCACCAGCGAGGAAGUGACGGGCCCGUGCCGUCCUCUGCCGGAGGCUCCUCCUAACGGUACGGACUGUGGUGGGAAGUGGGCCAAAGACUGGAAGGGGAAGGAGGCUCCCGAGAGCGGGGACCUAGCCUUUGCCGGUGGCUACGAGGAGAUCUCGGACCGUGACACAGAGGAGAAGCCCAGCCUGCCGCCCAGGAAGGAGUCCAUCAUUAAAUCAGAAGGCGAGUUACUGGAGAGGCAGAGGCCUCCCCCCAAGCCCCCAGGCAUGAUUUUGCCUAUGAUCCCACCCAAGCAGUCGGCGGCCCCGAAGGACAGCAAGAAGCCCGAUCUGAAACCAGAGAAGGGCAAACUCUUCCAGCUGAAAAACGAAAUGGGACUGGAAUGUGGACACAAGGUGUCAGCCAAGGAGGUGAAGAAGCCAAACCUCCGGCCCAUUGUCAAGCCAACCAAGCCAAAAGCCGAGCCUGCGGAGGACAAGCCUGAGCCCAUCGCCCAGAAUCCGUUCUUGAAGUCAAGACCUCAGAUCAGGCCAAAACCCGCCGCAGGCCCCCGGACUGACCCACCUCCAGCUGAUGAUAAACUGGACAUUUGCAGCCUGCGGAGCAAGCUUAGACCUGCAAAGUGCCCAGAGAAACCCUCCGAGCAGGACCCCGCUGCUGGUGAAAACUCCUUCAGUAAUGCCAUGGUUUCUUCAGAGGCUUCUGGAAGGUUUCAGGAGCGACCCAGCAUGGACAGCAAACCCCUGCCCAAGCUGGACAGCCACGCCACGAAAGAGGCACUGCCCAAAUCUCCCCUGGGGCCAGCAAACACCCCGGGUGCCAGGGAGCCCCCGCCGCAGCGCCCCAUUGUGCCACCUCGCAGACCACCCCCCCCCAAGAAAACGGGGGGUCCUGCCUCCGGCCCCACAGUGGAGCUGAGGGCCCCGGCACGGGAAGUACCCGAAAUCAGGUCAUCCCCGGUGCCGGGGAGGCCCAUGCUGGUUCCUCCGAAAGCCAAGCCGUUCCUCUCUGCCUCCAUCCAAGACGAAGCCAAAGUGAAAAGCAGUGUAAGCCCAAAGGUCAUAUCCAAGCCAGUGGAGAGAGGGGAAGCCAAGGAGAGGACCUCAGCCCCUGUCUCCGGUCCAGAUGUCUCCAGGGAAGCUCUCUAUGUGGCAGUGGCGGAUUUUGAAGGCGACGAGGAGACCAACAGCUUUAAAGAAGGGACUUUGUUUGAAGUUCGUGAGAAGAACAGCAGUGGCUGGUGGUUUUGCAAGGUCCUGACUGGGAAUCCGUGCUGGGAGGGCUGGAUCCCUUCCAAUUACCUACGGAAGAAGCCAUAGCCGCUCCUCUGCUUGCACAGCUGGAGGUUCCCUGGUCUCUCACCUGAGUAUUUAAUUAGCAGAUUAAUUUAUAGUUUUAUGUGAGGCUGGCUUUAAAAAACAAGAUAAUAAUUGAGAUCCCACACAUUCCAGUUGGUGCCUGUUGGCAGCAGCGUGGAGGAAGCAUCUCUGCCUCCCCUCCCCACCCGUGUGCUCCCAUCCAUCCUCCUCCUUGCAUCCCCCCCAAGCACUGCGCUCCUGUGGCCAUACUGGCAGCCCAGCUGUGCAGCUGGGGCUGCUCUGGCCAAACUUCAUGGAAUACGAUGGCUACCAUGGUUCUCCGUGCUAGGGAGAUGGACCUUGAUUGACAUUUUUGCCACUUGUAUGGGAAGUUAAAAAGAAAUAAGGCAGUAGCCAGGGAGAGAAGUGGAGCGUGGAACAGUACCAAUGAAGGAAAUCUGGCUGCACAAAAGGAUUUGCCUUUCCCUGAGGCUCAGGGUCACGGUCCAAUGUUGUAGGUCACGUUGCUUAGUCCAGGUGUGUAGCAGAGCCAUAGGGAACAUUGCAAACAGGAGGAAUGAUUGCUGAGAACAGGGUCCCUGUAGCUCUGCGUGCAUGUGCAGGCACAGGCAUUGUGCUCUGGUUAAGGGCUGUGCCUUGCUCCCCCCCCCGUGCAUGCCACGGGACCAUCCCUUGGUCUUCCCUGCUCUACAACGACAAGUGUUAACUUCAACAUUCUCCUGGUGGAAACAAAAAUACAGAAAAAUACACACACACAUCUAUAACAGGUCCUCUCUGUGCUGAUCCAAGACGCUAUGCAGGAUUCUCCCUUGCAGUAUUGCAACCAAACAACAAGAGGUAUUUUGCUUCAGUAGCUGAAGAAUACUAUGCAAGGCACAGAGGACCAAAAUGACCCCAAAAGCCCUGGAAAGAGGAUGCUUUGCUUUCCUUUCCCCCCAAACUGCCCUGCCUGUUGGACUAAUGGGGACCACCCGUUCCCGUGACCCACAGAGCUUCCCUGGGCUGGCGGGCAGCAGCCAGGAGGUGGGUCCUUCAGUAGGUGCUGAUAUUAUCAAGUGCAAUCCAGAACGUGGGAGUUCAGCUCCUUAUCACAACCAGUUGCGAGGCUUGUCUGGUGCUCAGGGGCUCCCUGCCUUGUUUGUCACCCCAUCUGCCUGUCUUCCAGGUAACUUUCAUUUCAUCCUGCAUGGUGGGCCGUUUGGGGGGGCUUCAGGUCAAGCAGAGCCUGGGGUUUUUCUGUGCUGACAUUCCUGCCUGCCAAGCCUAAUCUUGCCCGCAGUGUUGCUUAUCCCAGCAGGAGGAUGAGCGUGGAUGAGCUGUCAUUCCCCAGUGCUGCUUUCUUCCCUUCUGUAGUUGGCUACUUGCAGAUUCAGGGCUAAACCUCUCUCUCCGGAAGAGCUUUAAACCUGGUGCUUCUGUGGGUUUCUUGCUGACCAAGACCCUUUGCCCUUUCUAGUCUAAUUGCAAGUGCAAACACUGCAGCUGCAGCUCCGCAGCCACAUUGUUUUGCUGCUGGAAAAAAAAUCAUAGUUUUCCCUCUAAUUUGAGGCUUGGAGAAUUGAAGGAGUGUUCUCCACUCCCCCAAAAUGCUCGCUUCCUUCUCUGUUCCAUAUUUUCUACCCUGGAAACAGAGUUGGAGAUAUCUCUGUCUGUGUACAGAAUGACAAUGGUUGUGCCUCAGGCCAGGGUCGUUCUGGGAGGGUGACGGGGCGGUUUGUCCCAGCCCUGGUUUGAUCUGAUAGAGAAGCCCUGACCAUUCCAGUCCAACCUCAUAUCCAGAAGCCCCAAGGUUCAUUUUUAGCCAUGGGUAUUCACGCACCCCAGUCUCUGGCUGAUUCCUCUCCCUCCCACCUACAGUUUUCCCUGGUGGCACGUCAGCCUCUGAUCAGGCUGACUCACCUGAGCUGGCAAUAAGCAAUACAUUUGCAACCCAAUCCAAUAACAAAAUUCCUUGCAUGGCACAUUGAGAGGUGUUGAUGUGCUCCUGGGAGAGUUCCAGGGUGGGUUGGGGGAACAAUGCUGCCUUGUCUCUGCGCAUCUCUUGCUCCAGUAAAUCCCUUUUGCUUUGGAAAGGAAUGGGGACAGGAUGAGUUAAGCCAGAGCUGCCCAGCGGCCAAAUCCAGCCCCCACCGUAUCUUGGGAGGAGGCUGGACCUGUGUCCCCCCAUCCACUCUGGCAGUUUCACGCAGGAGGGUGGAAGGGCUGUGUGCCCUUUCCCUGUGGCACUGUGUCCUUGCUCCCUCUUUGCUGAACGGCCUUUUAAUCUCAGAAGUGUCUCUCCUUUCUCCAUCUCAGAGACCUCACUGCCCCCAGCUUUCCUCAGAGGGGACAAUGCUAUUUCUGUGGCCUCUGUGCUAAAUGAGGGCUAUUUCUGCUUUCCUCCCAGACUGAACCUCAGAACUGGUAGUGCUUCAUUUUGCUGACACAAGUACUGUAUUUGGCUCAUUGAGCGCGUGACGGGAUCGCUCCCUUGUUCCCAAAGAGCUUCCAAGAAGGCAGGGUGAGUGCCCAAGUGGAGGGUCACCCUCAGUAGGGUGCCGACACCUGCAGCCUUACCCCUUCCCACUACUCUUUCAUCUGCAAAAGCGACCACAGGCUGCACAAUGCCUCCUGUCAGGAAGAUGCCGAGAGCCAUCGGGCUGGCAGGGCUUUGCCUCCCCCCAUCCGACAUGUGC